CGCAAAUCAAACACAUGCGCUUGAUUCGAUAGAAAAAUGGCCGACGAACAGUUACCCGCCGGAUGGGAAAAACGGAUGAGCCGAUCUACCGGCCAGCAUUAUUAUCUAAACGUAUACACGAAGGAAUCUCAAUGGGACGUUCCGGACAAACCUGCAGGUCCUGCCUCUUCGGCAGGACCAGAUCAAGUCCAGUGUUCUCAUUUAUUAGUUAAACACAGGGAUUCCAGACGACCCUCUUCCUGGAAGGAGGAAAAUAUUACCCGUACCAAGGAAGAAGCCCAUGAAUUGGUGAAAUCCUAUAGGGAACAAAUAGUGUCAGGUAAGGCCUCGUUUGCGGAAUUGGCUUCCAAACACUCAGACUGUUCCUCGGCAAAGCGUGGGGGCGAUUUGGGCCCCUUUGGCAAAGGGGCCAUGCAAAAACCCUUUGAAGAGGCCUCCUUUGCCCUAAAAGUGGGGGAAUUGUCCGAACCUAUUUUUACUGACUCUGGUUGUCACAUUAUUUUACGUACUGUUUAAGUGAAAUUGAAAAAAUUGCUCCAUUUUAAAAGAUGUAUACCACUAACUUGUCUUGUUUAGAGAAUGUUGUAAUAAUUUUGUAUCUUUUACUGUAAUAAUUAUUCAUAAAUGUAAAUUUGCUAAUUUAGUCUUUUAUUAGCUUAAGGCAUUUAAUAUUUAAGGAUUAAUAUUUUCAUUUUGUUACUGUUGAUAUUUAUUAGUGUUCACAAUAAAUAUUAUUUCGCCAA
This is a messenger RNA of Brassicogethes aeneus, 743 nucleotides long. The record is from the annotation of a GenBank genome assembly. NCBI's taxonomy places the organism in Eukaryota, Metazoa, Arthropoda, Insecta, Coleoptera, Nitidulidae.